Molecule: messenger RNA, 411 nt
Organism: Plasmodium vinckei vinckei
Lineage: Eukaryota; Apicomplexa; Aconoidasida; Haemosporida; Plasmodiidae
Product: calmodulin, putative
Exons: 1
Coding region: 1-411 (136 amino acids)
Molecular function (GO): calcium ion binding
Source: RefSeq, a predicted model, not a curated record
AUGUCUAACAUUGAUACUUUAAUUAAGGAGUCCUUUAUCGCAGUAGACCAAAAUGCCGAUGGUUACGUUUCCAGUUUCGAGUUAAUAUAUGGCUUAAGAUGUAUUGGAAUAACACCAGAUAGUAAAUAUGCCAACAGUGAAGAAUAUAAACUUUAUUCAAUAGUCGAAUAUUCUAAAAUCGCAAAGAAACAUUUAGGUGAUUCUACACCAAAAGAGAAAAUCAUAGAAGCACUAAAAGUAUUAGAUAAAUCAAACACUGGUAAAUUGUCAGUAGAUAUUUUAGUUUUUUUGGUCAGAACAAUGAGCGAUAUUUUGGUAGAAGAUGAUUAUCAAGCAUUUAAAAAAUAUAUUGACCCUAAAAAUGAUGAAUUUAUAAGUAUACCGGAACUUGCAGAUAAAAUAUUAGCUUAA